This is a messenger RNA of Corythoichthys intestinalis (scribbled pipefish), 5094 nucleotides long. RefSeq names its product gastrula zinc finger protein XlCGF26.1-like. Lineage: Eukaryota; Metazoa; Chordata; Actinopteri; Syngnathiformes; Syngnathidae. The transcript has 3 exons. Gene Ontology annotation, cellular component: nucleus. Gene Ontology annotation, molecular function: DNA-binding transcription factor activity, RNA polymerase II-specific. Bases 420 to 2156 code for a protein of 578 amino acids. Gene Ontology annotation, biological process: regulation of transcription by RNA polymerase II. The record is from RefSeq and is a predicted model, not a curated record.
AUAUAGACUGACUUGUAUAAGAGAAACAUUUUUAUCUGGAAAGGAAAGUUGUAAUUUGGGCUGUUUUUGUUUUUUUAUUUUCGAACUAGGCGGGCUUUACGGCGUGAUAGGGCUGGAGAUCGUCUUUCCCAUCAUGCAAUCUUGGUCAGAAAUGUUAAAGAUAGGAGAGAAGACUGGCCAAGGUGGAACAUAUUUUUCUUCGUCUGUGGCUGGUUUUUCCUCGAUUUCAGUCACUUAACUGAACCGAAGCCUCGACGACGUGUCCAGCAUUAGCCACAUUUCGGAGUCAAACAUCAGUUUUCGAGUCUUACCACUCGUUGAAGUUUUGCGAUCUACUUUAGCCUAGCCUAGCCUAGCUGACCAACGGCUAACAAAGCUGCAAGGCACGUUAUCAAUCGUUCAGAAAUCAAGUCAGGAAAAUGUCAGCGAAAACGACACCGGCUGCAGUAAAAUUCCUGGAGGAACUUUGUGGAGUAAAAGAGGAGCCCCCACGUCAGCAACCCUCGACUGUGUGCAAAAUAAUGCACGCAAAGGUUGUUCUUCACAGACUAGAAGAUCUAUAUGUCAGCCAUGCCCAUCGCCUUGAGCACCAGGAGUCUGGAUGCGUCAAGGGGGAGGAGGAAGAGUCGCCAUGCAUCAAGGAGGACGAGUCCGUUCACAUUAAAGGAUUCAGAAAAUAUCUUGAUGCUGAGCCAGAAUCUACUGGCAUUAAAGAGGAUGUGGAGCUCCCCCAAAUCAAAGAGGAGGAGGAGCCUGAGCCCUGUCAACAGAUGGAGAGAGAAGAGCACCUUCCAAUCAAAAAGGAGGAGGAGGAGCUGCCAUAUGGUAAAGAGGAGGUAAACGAGGUGCAUAUCACCAGGUUGACUGGUGAGCCCUUGAAGAGUGAAGAUGGUCCGAGUGAGGCCAGCAGAGGGGCGGAGCCUCCAAGCGAGGAGAGUAGCAGCAGUUCAACAGAAGGAUUGCAAGCAGACAUUGCUCCAUCAGACAGAGAUGGCGCCAAGUCACACUUACCUUACAAUGAUGAUGGUUAUAAGACAUCUCACGGUGACGACAAACCCUGCAAAUGCUCUCAGUGUGGGAAAACCUUUGCUACUAAGCAAAGUUGUCGUAGGCAUAUGAGGAUCCACACUGGCGAAAAACCUUUUUCCUGCUCCGUUUGUGGUCAAGGAUUCGCACAUAAAACAACCUUACAAACUCAUGAAAGAAUCCACACUGGCGAAAAACCUUUUUCCUGCUCAGUUUGUGGAAAAGGAUUCUCUUCAAAGAGAGAACUAAUAAUUCACAUAAGAACCCACACUGGCGAAAAACCUUUUUCCUACUCAGUUAGUGAUCAAAGAUUUGCUCGGAAGGCACUCUUAAAACAACACACAAGAACCCACGCUGGCGAAAAAACUUUUUCCUGCUCAGUUUGUGGAAAAGGAUUCUCUUCAAAAAGAAAACUAAUAAUUCACACAAGAACCCACACUGGAGAAAAACCCUUUUCCUGCUCAGUUUGUGAUCAAAGAUUUGCCUCGAAGCAAUGCUUAAAACAACACACAAGAAUCCACACUGGCGAAAAACCUUUUACCUGCUUAGUUUGUGAUCAAAGAUUUGCACGGAAGCUACACUUAAAACAACACACAAGAACCCACACUGGCGAAAAACCUUUUUCCUGCUCAGUUUGUGAUCAAAGAUUUGCUCAGAAGCAAUGCUUAAUACAACACACAAGAAUCCACACUGGAGAAAAACCUUUUCCCUGCUCAGUUUGUGGUCAAAGAUUUGCUCGGAAGCGAUGCUUAAAACAACACACAAGAAUCCACACUGGAGAAAAACCUUAUCCCUGCUCAGUUUGUGAUCAACGAUUCACUCGGAAGGAUUACUUACAACAACACACAAGAACCCACACUGGCGAAAAACCUUUUUCCUGCUCAGUUUGUGAUCAACGAUUCACUCGGAAGGAUUACUUACAACAACACACAAGAACCCACACUGGCGAAAAACCUUUUUCCUGCUCCAUUUGUGGUCAAGGAUUCGCACAUCAAACAAUCUUAAAAACUCACGGAAGAAUCCACACUGGUGAAAAACCUUUUUCCUGCUCUGUUUGUGGUCGAAGAUUCGCGCGGAAGAAUAGGAUAAAGAGACACGUGUGUAUUGGUGUGGGAAGCAGUUGCUAUUGACUGUUUUGCCUGUCAUCCGUGCUGGCUUAAUGAGAUUUUGCAUGCCGGACGAUUGUAUUCCGUUGAGCUUUCUUUAAUCCUGUUGGGGAUUGGCACUUUUGGUACCUUGCUUUGUCCAAUUGUUGUAUGAUGUCCAUCCACCCUAUUGCCAAAACCUCACCUGAUUGAAGUCUCUCAUUUAUUAUUUGAAACGACAGACCCCAAAUUCCAAAAAUUCAAAAUCAUACGUAAUUAAUAUCAUUAAAUAAAUAUGGAAAAUUAGGAUAUAUUGUUCAAUGUUGCAAAAUAAUAAUAAAAGAAAUACUGGCUCACAAAUUAGAUUUCUGCAAUGGGAUUAAUGUAUAUUUCAUUUCUAAAAAUUCUAUUACAUUCCUACUCGUGAUUGACAGAGACAUGUUACAAAAGAGUAUGAGGGCCUCAUAAAGGGUGUUCGGGAGAAAAAAGUUUUGGUGUAUCAUUUUUGUUAAAAAAUGAAUAAUCACCAUAAUACAUAAACGCACAAGUUUGUAUAUUUAACCUUAGAGACUAAAUUCAUGUUGAAAAUGUUUUUGUUUGUUAAUAACAUGGUCACCACCUGACACCUUGCUUGCUACAAGAGGCACUUUGAAUAAGGCGCUAUUGAAAUGGAAAAGUUCACUGUUGACAGAGGAGGCGUAAACAGUGACAUUUUCUAAAAUUCAAUUGAAGGUCGAAAAUGAAGAUGAUUAUGAUGAUAGUUCUGUAAUAGUGCCCAGUGACAAAAGUUAGCUGCAGAUUUAGGCCGGAGUCCAGAAAGGAAAUUUAUCUUUGGCGUCUUCAAAUAAGUAGGAUGAUUUUAUUUUAGCUUUAAUAUUAUUUGUUGUUGCUGUUGAGCUUCCACCGUGUAGAGCGCUGUUGGUUAUCUGUGUUCAAAUUUAUUUUAGUGUUGUAAAAAGGGGGUGUUAAACCGAGGAUUAUUGGACCUUUUAGUUUUCAAAUGUGUUUGUGUGUCAUUGCGCCGUCUAGCUGUGGGGAUUUGCACUUUUAUUUCCAAUACCAGAGCUCCAACACGCACAGUAGUUGAAAUAGAACUUUGUAGUAGCCUCGUACGUAAACUAUCCGGCAUGCGUCUAUACGGCCAUCGUGCACGCCUUGUGUGGAAUGACAUAGAAAUUUGGAUGGAAACGGAUGUUUUUGGAUGGGGAAAACCUAAAAUAGAGUCGCAGCUUCAAGCACUCCUGUACCAGUCCCCGCCGAUGAAAAUCUCAUCUCUGCUUCGAACUUCAAAGUGCUUGCACCUCACCGCCCUUGUUUAUUUUUAUUCAUAAUUUAUACCUUGUUUUUAUUCAGUCCACUAUAUUUAAAUGUACUUUUGAUAUUUUAUCCUGAUUUUAUGUGAUAUCGACCCUAAUCACCAACGUCACACAAUCACGUGAUCGCUGUUUUGUGCCGCCAUAUUGUCCGUCAUUGUGUGUCCGUAUUGUCAAUGAUCGUAGUUUCUAAAGGUGGAUUCACUUGCAAAUUAUGGAAGCCCGGGUGCUUUCAGACGCUGUAAACUCAUUGAAUGAGUUGCAUAAAAGCCAUUAUUUAGCUAAGCCAUUAUUAUAAAGCUUCGGUCGAUCUAGUCUCCAGAUCCAUAUUUGAUGCCCAAAUUCUGGUCCCGUCCCGUGCAAAAACCUUCUGUCAUACUACAGUUGAUGUCACGAUGAGGCGUUGGGUACCCAAAAUCGGCACCGGCCCGAUUAUAAACCGACAUUUGGGCAGCUGAGCGUCACCAUUGUCACGAUUGUAAAAUGAAACUUGAUUUCCGCCCUGACGGGAGCGCUUAGUUAGAACGCUUUAUUGAAGUGAAAACAUCAAAUGUUUUCACGGACACAUUACAGUAAUGGAUUUACGACUGUAAAAUAAGUUUUAAAUAAAUAAUUAAAUUACACAAAAUAUUAGUACUUUAUUUUAGGAACAAAUCGUGGACUGGGCCACAUAACCAUCUUUGAACAGAAAUAUAUUAGUCUACAGGUUUUCACGACCAUAUCCCAAUGACAAUCACACAGGAAUGACAUUUAUUAGUUCAUGCAGAGUAAAAUAAUACAUAUACACAGUACAAGAUUUAUUAGUUUAAGCAGAGUAAAAUAAUACAUAUUCACGGUACAAGAAAGUCGUUUCCGUGUGGGCGCUACCAUCAGGGGGGACAACACCUGUUGUUGCGCUCACCUUCUUGCUGCGCGACCGUGGCGACGAGCUUCGUAGUCUCCGUCUGAUGAUGUCUGCGAUCGUGUUGGCAUCCCGACUAUUGAUGUUUUCGCCGCUGACGGCUGUUGACACAAACGCAUCAUGGACCGAGAUAAACAAACCGUGCUGCUUUAGAGACAGUUUUGCCCUUUUAACAAUGGGCACACAGUAACUACUAAUAUGACAGUUUAUCUUCUCUGUUACUGCAACCAACCGCCACACAUGCCUUCACCAUUUUGAUGAAUCAAUGUUAACAAUUGUCUGGAAGGUUUUUGGGUUCGUUUACUAGGCAGUGAUUCCUUAGACAUGCAGAAAAACACGCAGUAAUUGGAGGAAUGUACUGUAUGUAGCAGUAAUAGGUAGAAACGAUGAGUUGACGGACAAUAUGCCAGCACAAGUCAGGGGGGCGGAGUUGUGACGUCAUGUGAGUAGGGUCUAUUACGUGCAUAGAACACCAUAUUAAGAGCCAUGUGAUUUUGUAUAUGGAGUGAUUGUAUAUUGAGUGCUGAUGAAUCUGUCAAUUUGUAAUAUAUUAAUUUUGUGAGUAUUAAAAAUGUGCUUUCUCAACGUCUAAAAUUUUGAUUUGAGGGGGGCAAGACAUUUAUUUGAGGGAGCACUGCCCCCUCUUUCCCCUGCGUAGACCUGACCCCACGGCCCAUUAACUAUGAAAAAUGCGAUUAAGUGUGAAUAAAAAUGUUAAUGUCUUGACACCACUACUUUUAACAGUAAAAAUGAAUUCUCAUCACUAGGA